CUCCUUCGUCUCCACGCUGACCUACUGCAAAUACUACAUACACUUCACGACAAGCCCACAGCCUUUCCUGAUAUCAUGAACACGUAAUACUCGAACCCCUAGGAGAUUGUCCCUGCGCCUGGGCCAUGUGCUGUGGCUCCUGUCGCUCAAUGACUACUUGGCAGCCUGCCGACAGCCGCGUUGGCAUGGAGAGCCUUACGCAACCACGUUAGUAGCGCCAGGAUCUCCGUCGCGGGUGGCGUUCGCGAUAAACAAGGUCGUGUGCCUGCUGUGGGAUUUCAUCAUGGACGAUUGAAGCCUGCCUUGUAUUGAAUUUUCGUUUCUCCUCUUCUCGCAUUUGCAUUUGCAUUCAAAGGCGUCUAUUUCCUUGAUAUCGAGCGUUCUUCAAUACUCUUUCGCUUCUUUCGCUCGUUUGCCAUCCCUUUACCAGUACGUACUGCUGAUCAUGAUAUCAUUAUUGUCCUCUCUGGCUCUUGUCGCUACAGUCGUGCUCGCUCAGCAACGGUGCGACGCGCCCUCUCCCAGCGUAUACUGCAACACCACCGAGAUCCUCCAAUACCAAACCUCUGACUGCCGACCGUUCCACAUCUUCCUGUCCCGCGGCUCAGACGAGCCGUACCCUGGCCGCCUAGGAAACCUCACAAGCGAGAUCUGCUCAGCCCUCGGUGGUGAAGACUGCGGUUUCGAGAAUAUCCAAUACCCUGCGAAAAGCACAGCAUGGGGAACGGAAGAAUGGUGCAAGUCGGCGGCCAAGGGGGCAGCGAGCGGACAGGCACAGAUGAAGGCGUUCAGUGAGAAGUGUCCAGACAGCAAGUUAAUUUUACUGGGUUUCUCGCAGGGUGCUGCCGUUGCGCAGGAUAUAUUGGGUGGAGGUGGAGGACAUGUCUUUGCAUGUGAGCAGGUAGUCAAUCCGGCCAUGGAAGCCUCCAGCGCACCGGGCUCGAAGGUCGUCGCAGCGAUCACAUUCGGCGCCGUGGUGCGUAGCCGCGACCAGAACUUCACCAUUGGCGAUGGCAAACCCUACGACGGCAGACGCGCACGUACACCCGAACAACUCGAGGCCCUCAACAAAUACUCUAACGUCCUACUCGAUUACUGCCACCACGGCGAUCCCAUGUGCGCCGUCGGAAGCACACCGGAGAGCGUGGAAGCCCAUCUGAACUACUUUGUCAUGCAUAACGAGGAGGUUGUAAGCCAGGUGGUCAAGAUGGCGAAGGCGGCGACUAGCAGCUCCGAUGCUCAAUCCGCGCAAACUGGUCCCGGGAACACUGGGUCCGCUGGUGGUUUGAACAUAGAUUCUGGAUCUGCUUUCCUUGCAGCCUUCAUCACUGCAGCUUUGCUACAUGUGACAUUAUGA
This is a messenger RNA of Cucurbitaria berberidis CBS 394.84, 1357 nucleotides long. RefSeq names its product carbohydrate esterase family 5 protein. The transcript is spliced from 3 exons. The coding region runs from base 446 to 1357 and encodes 303 amino acids. Gene Ontology annotation, molecular function: hydrolase activity. The record is from RefSeq and is a predicted model, not a curated record. NCBI's taxonomy places the organism in Eukaryota, Fungi, Ascomycota, Dothideomycetes, Pleosporales, Cucurbitariaceae.